Messenger RNA from Oppia nitens, 1283 nucleotides. Its product is annotated as macrophage mannose receptor 1-like. Gene Ontology annotation, molecular function: signaling receptor activity. Lineage: Eukaryota; Metazoa; Arthropoda; Arachnida; Sarcoptiformes; Oppiidae. The transcript has 3 exons. The record is from RefSeq and is a predicted model, not a curated record. Bases 77 to 1168 code for a protein of 363 amino acids.
CAAUUUUUAGAAAUAUUAAUUAAUUUUGUCUAAAAUUAUAUAAUACAAUAAUUAUCAGAUUAUAUUUGAAAACAAAAUGUCAAUUGUAGUAAAUUUGUUAAUUUCAUUUGUUAUUUUAAUUAAUAAUAAAGUUGAUAAUCAAUAUUGCGAUUUUGAUUGUAGUGAUAUGUGGUUGCAAUACAAAGAUGAUGUGUUUAUGGCUGUUGUUUAUUAUAAGACCAGAUAUUCAUAUGCAGACCAAUUAUGUCGCACAAAGAGUGCCAAAUUGGUUGUCAUCGAUAGUCCAGAAAAACAAAAGUUUGUCGAAAAAGUGAUCCAAGAGUCGGGUGUUGAGGAUAACGCAUGGAUUGGUCUUAACCGGACUGACCAGUCGUAUCAAUGGUCAGAUGGUACAGACCUGUCAUUUACCAAUUGGUCACCGGGUGAACCAAAUAGCAGCAAUUCCACUGCUUGUGUGCAAAUCUAUGCCGAGUCAUAUCGCUGGGACGGAAAGGCCGUAACAUUUGGUAAAUGGGAUGACUUGCCGUGUGAUAGCAAAAGAGUUUUUAUUUGUGAAAAGAAAAGAAAAAUUCAUAGCAAACUAACUACCGGUUCGGCUAAUGCGCUGAUAGAAGAAACUCGUGAUAGUGGUAGUGAAACUCAGGGAGGAAAUGGAGGUGAAAGUGGAGGCGGACUUUUUGGAUUAGUGAGAGGCAUCAGUAGUGGCAUUACUGGGAUUAGUGGUGGCAUUAGGGGUGACAUAAAAUCCAUAAUUACAGAAAUACAAAAUGACAUUGCUAAACUAAAAAGUCUAAUACACAUCAUUCCCAUUGGCUUUAUAUACACGCAAUUGGGUAAUCAAUCAGCACCUGCCGACCUUUGGCCCAUAGCUCAAUGGGAAGACAUAACAGCUCAAUACUCUGGUUUGUUUUUCAGAGCCGAGGGCUCGGGUUCGGGUGUCUUCGGGGAAAUUCAAGAAGAGUUUGCACCGAGAAUUACUGAAGCAAAGGUGGGUCGAGUCGAACAUAACUAUAAUGUCAGUGAUUUUGCUAUUGGAAAGUGGAGUUCAUAUUUAUGUACCGGUGCUGAUGAUGAUGUCAAGGGCUGCUGGAGUAGUAGUUUUUAUACUACAGCCGGUGAAAUCAGACCCAGAAAUAUAGCAAUCAAGUUAUGGAAAAGAGUCAAAUAAAAUGUCUAAAAUUAAUUUUACUAAAGUUCUUAAUAAUUUUUAUAAAUAUAAUAGUAGAUUAUAACUAAUAUUUUAAUAAUUAUUAUAUACAUUAAAUAAACAAUUAAUCGUUUAA